Messenger RNA from Blastocystis hominis, 1770 nucleotides. RefSeq lists its product as hypothetical. Gene Ontology annotation, biological process: protein N-linked glycosylation. The record is from RefSeq and is a predicted model, not a curated record. The coding region runs from base 1 to 1749 and encodes 582 amino acids. The transcript has 10 exons. Gene Ontology annotation, cellular component: endoplasmic reticulum membrane. Gene Ontology annotation, molecular function: alpha-1,2-mannosyltransferase activity. NCBI's taxonomy places the organism in Eukaryota, Bigyra, Opalinata, Blastocystidae.
AUGAGUGAAACUGCGGGUUUGGAAAAGUAUACAGAGAAGUGCAAGGUACAGGAUUAUGUAAUCUUUGCCACGAUUUUCAUGGCACGUUUAUUCAGUGCAUUCUAUAACAUAAUCCCGGAUGCAGACGACACGUUCAAUUUCUGGGAGCCAACACAUUACUUGGCUUUCGAUUUUGGUUUACAAACGUGGGAAUACAGUGCUGAAUAUGGUUUGCGUUCCUACACAAUUCUUGUUCCCUUUGCCUGUUUUGCCAAAGUGAUGUACUGGGUUCUCGGUGGAAAUAAAGCGGCGGUGUUCUACGCGAUCCGCUGUCUUCUGGCCUUCCUCUGCUCGCUCGGGGAAACUCUGUUCAUUGCGGGUGUUCGAAGAUUCUUCGGCCACGCCACUUCCACACUGCUCUACCUCUUCCUCCUCUUCUCCUCCGGAAUGUUCAUCGCGAGCACCAGUUUCGUCAACUCCUCGCUCGCCAUGAUCUUCAUCUUCACCUCCUACGGCCUCUGGAUGCGCUUUGACAACCACUUCCUUGGCCUUCUCCUCGGCGCCAUGUCCGUCAUCUACGCCUGGCCCUUCGCCGGCAUCGCCUUCAUCCCGAUGGGCAUGGAUUGUCUCUACCGCCGCGGCUGGCUCCGCACGCUUUCCUACUUCUUCUGCAUCGUUUUCGUCGUUCUCGGACUCGACCUCGCCGUCAACUACCACUUCACCCAUCGCAUCGGCAUCCCCGCGGUGAACAUCGUCCUCUACAACGUCCUGGGAAUCGGCGGCGGCCCCGAAUUGUACGGCGUGGAGCCCUGGUGGUUCUAUAUCCGAAACGGUCUCCUCAACAAUUCCGCGGUUUUCCUCCUCUUCCUGCUGCUCCCUUUCUGCGCGGUCCUGCCGUCGCAGCUGCCGAUAACGAAGCUGCAGCUGGGUUUGGUGCUGCACAGCGGCUAUCUGCUCCUCGGAAUCUUCGUCGCGCAGCCGCACAAAGAGGAACGCUUCCUCUACAUCGUCUAUCCCUUCCUCUACCUCGCGGCCGCCGCCUGCCUGACCAUCAUCACGCUCUGGCUGCGAUCGCUGCUGCGAGUCAGAAAUACCCAUGUGUUCGGAGGGGUGUGUUUUGCCGCGGUUCUGGCUCCGUUCGCGCUGGUGAGCGCGGCGCGCGUGGCGUGCGUGGUGCACGGAUUCUCCGCGCCGUUGUCGCUGUAUAACCGCUUGAGCCGCGUGGAGCUGUCUGGAACCGCGGGAGAAGUGAACGUGUGCGUAGGGAAGGAGUGGUAUCGGUUCGGCUCGUCGUUCUUUUUGCCGUCGGCGUCGGCGCGCGUGCGGUUCGUGAAGAGCGGAUUUGAUGGACUGCUGCCGCAGCCGUUUAUGCCGGGGAAUGGAACGUGGACGAUCCCGGAGCAUAUGAACGCGAUGAACGAGGAGGAGACGUCGCGCUAUGUGGACGAGGAGGAGUGCGAUUUCUUGAUCGAGCAGAGAUUGGAGGAGCAGGUAGAACGCGAUUAUUUGGAGGAUGCGAGGUUCCGCGUGGUGGAAAUGGUGCCGUUCUUGGAUUUGAAGAGGACGGAGUUCCCGUAUCGGAGCUUUUAUGUGCCGUUGGAGGCGUUCGAGAAGCACUUGAAGUAUAAUCCGUAUUAUUUGGCGCGGAGAGUGGGGGCGAAGAAAGAGGAGGAGAAGGGAGCGGAGAUUUGCUUGGAGGAGGAUCAGUGCGUGUUGGAGAGUAGCGAUGAGUAUUUGGAGGAAGAGACGAAGGAGGAAACGGAGUUGUAAAGAAUGAAUGAAUGAAUGAAA